CAGAAGAAAUGGACACGGUCCUGCCCAGACGUCCGAGUGUUUCCUUCCAUCAUACGCAGAAUCUUUCUCAGGUUUUUUCUCUCUCUACAAACCACUAUUGAAUUUGCGGUUUCUUCUUCUAAAUCUGCCAAUUGAGGAGUUCCUUUUCGGAGACGCCCAUACGCACGCACACCAGUUGCCCAAUUGAGGAGUUCCUUUUGGAUUUGAUUUUGGAAAAAGUUGGGUGGAAUCGAGCGAGGGGAUGGGUGUGAUGAGCAGCAGGUGUUCCCACACUUCACACAUCACAAGGAUCAUCAUCACCAGCUUCUUCCGCCACAAAAUCUGAGCGCGUUCCUUGUUUUUUUGUGUUCCUUCCUUCGGGUAGGCUCUGUAGAGGAGGAGAUUUGGGGAAUUUAAUUUUGAUUUUGGGAAAUUUUGAGGCCAGCGAAAGAGGAAGAGCGUCUCAAGAUGAACAAGCAGCCAUGAAUAUGGCGGAUUAUUCUCGUUAAUUAGUUUACUGCUCUGAGUUGAACUGAACUGUUCAGAUAUGGCGAAUCGGAGGUCGGUCUACGGCGGCGGCGGCGGCGGCGGCGAUGCUCUGGAUCCAUCUUGGAAAUUUAAAAACUCUUCUCACGAUCAGCCUCUUGAUUCCGUGCUCGCAUCUGCUUCCUCAAUUCCUCUUCUCGGCUCGAGGGCUAUGCUCAGUUUCGGCGGCGCCGGCGGAGUGAACAGCCCCGGAAAAGCUUCAUUAUUCCGGCCAUUCGAUCAAGACGACACUGUGGAUGACUACUUGGAUGAGUAUUUCAAUCAACCUGAGAAAAAGAGGCUUCUUUCGGUCGAUCAAAUCCAGUUUCUCGAGAGGAAUUUCGCAGCCGAGAACAAACUCGAACCGGAGAGGAAGAUCCAGAUUGCAAAGGAGCUCGGAUUGCAGCCUCGGCAGAUCGCCGUGUGGUUCCAAAAUCGCCGGGCACGCUGGAAGUCGAGGCAGCUCGAAACAGACUACGAAGCGUUGCACGCAAGCUACAAAAACAUGAAAGCCGACUACGACAACCUUCUUGCCGAAAACGAGAAACUAAAAGCAGAGGUUCUUCGUCUCAAGCGUGACGGGCUUCCACGAGAUGUAGAGGUCGAAAAGAUUUGCGGCAAAGACCCGUCCCGGGCAAUGCUGGAGUACUUCCCGAACGACGCAAUUUCCGAAGAGGGGGAGUCGAGGGCGGCCUCGGCAAUGGCUUUCAAGAACGAAGAACAAAGCUCGGGAAGAAGCGGCGUGUCUAAAGCAGAGUUCCUUCACAGCACGAUCACCGUGGAGUUUGAGGAAUCGGAUUUAUCGCAGAACGGGGAAGAAGAACUGAACGCUGAAUUACGGCAGAUCGACGUAUACGAUCUUCCGGCGCCAGCGCCGAGGAUCAUGGAAGACGCUCAUUGCCAUACCCCUGCAAGUUCUUUCUACUAUGGAUUCCCAGCGGAUGAUCAUUCCUUUAAUUUCUGGUCCUAUUAAUUAAUAAGCUGUCCUUUAAAUUUUACGUGUUUAUUACUUAAAUUUGGAAGUUGUCUUAAGGUUGCUGUUAGUGUUUGUAGCAAUAAUAAUGAUCUGCCAUCACUUUUGGAAAGUCCUAUGUUUGUGUGUUUGUCCUGUAAUGGUUCCAUUUUGAGGCAUUGAUGGAUGUAUUAAUGUAUAUGUGUAUUUCUCUUAAAUCUUUACUGAAUUUUGUCAGCAAUGUCGUGUUGACAGAUUUGUUCUAAGUUUUUUAUUAUAGUU
Messenger RNA from Andrographis paniculata, 1738 nucleotides. RefSeq names its product homeobox-leucine zipper protein HAT5-like. The transcript has 3 exons. Gene Ontology annotation, cellular component: nucleus. NCBI's taxonomy places the organism in Eukaryota, Viridiplantae, Streptophyta, Magnoliopsida, Lamiales, Acanthaceae. Bases 527 to 1477 code for a protein of 316 amino acids. Gene Ontology annotation, biological process: positive regulation of DNA-templated transcription. The record is from RefSeq and is a predicted model, not a curated record. Gene Ontology annotation, molecular function: sequence-specific DNA binding; DNA-binding transcription factor activity, RNA polymerase II-specific.